Molecule: messenger RNA, 162 nt
Organism: Paramecium primaurelia
Lineage: Eukaryota; Ciliophora; Oligohymenophorea; Peniculida; Parameciidae
Source: the annotation of a GenBank genome assembly
AUGACAGUGUUUCAGCACUUAAUCUGCUCAUAACAGCAACAGGUACUUUUAUAUUGUAAAUAAAAGGCUAUCAAAUAAGUAGUGAUACCAAAAGAAAAAUUUUAACUCAAAAAAGGAAGCAAUUAAACCUAAAAUUGCAUUGCUUGUGCUAAUUCUAUUUGA